This is a messenger RNA of Caenorhabditis bovis, 882 nucleotides long. The record is from the annotation of a GenBank genome assembly. Lineage: Eukaryota; Metazoa; Nematoda; Chromadorea; Rhabditida; Rhabditidae.
AUGCGCUUCAUCGUCUUCCUAUUCCUCAUUCUAUUCGAUUCGCGCCUCGCCGAAUUCGUCGUGCAUAUUCAGUACUUCAAGGUCAGGCUUACUAAGCCGAUUGAGUACGGCACGUUCACUCUAAAGCGCAUCGACACGCGUGCCGAAUGGUCGACGCGCGUCUACAAUAGACGCGGUGAAAAUUUGCGCGAAGAUGAGAUUCUCGCGAAAGUUCGCCGAUUUUUCGAUGGUCCCGCCGGCAGCGUCGAGUACGAGUCGGCGUCGAUCACACGCUAUUUCGGCGUCGAGUUCGCCUACGUCGUCGCCAAACACAACGUCACCCAUAUGAUUUUUGAGAACCUUUGCAGUCAGAUGAAGCCGAAACUCUCGAGCAUCAUGAUGGAGCAGUCGAGGAAGCCGUCGCGCAUCGAGUUCGUCGUCGAUCAUCCGAGCGCGAGCUUCGCGAUUCCAUUGGGAUUCCGCGCGGCGCUGGUCGGCUGCAGCGAGUACAAGAUCCGAAUCGGCGGUCGCGCCUACCUCGAUCCCGACAACUUCCUAUGCGACGCGGUGAUUAAUACCCAAAAUCUCGUGGUGACGCAAGGCGGCGAGGUUCGCAGCGGAUUCGACGCCGACACAUUGUUGAGCAUCAAAUCGCCGAAUGUCGUCAUCGAGGGUCGGAAUAUCAUCGGGAUUGACGAUGUCAAACAAUUGGUUGAGGAAUGGCUCAAUGAUAAGCGCGUCAUUGGAUCUUGGCAGAUUGACGUCGACGAUGAUGUGCGAGACACUUGGGAAGCGUAUUAUCGGAAGAACGCGACGACGCUGAAAAUCGAGUUGAAGCGCGGCCGACUCGAAUUGGCGACGUUCGAAACGCCGGACGAACGCGAUUUUGUUUUUGAGAAUUGA